AUGGAGAGCGGCCACAAGCCCUACGCGCAGCUCCCCGACUGCCCGGACGUGGAGCUGGUGCCACUGGGCGCCGCGGUGCAGAUGCCGCCGGGUGCCACGGUGCAGAUGCCGCCGGGCGCUGCGGUGCAGAUGCCACCGGGCGCCGCCGCGGUGCAGAUGCYGCCGGGCGACCCGCCGCCCCACGACUACCUCGCCUGGUCCCUCAGCAGCCUUCUCUACUUCAACUGCUGCUGCCUCGGCCUCAUGGCCGUCAUCUUCUCCAUCAAGUCCAGGGACCGCAGGAUGCUCGGCGACCACAGCGGCGCCCUCAGCUACGGCUCCACCGCCAAGGGCCUCAACAUCGCRGCCGUGGUGCUCGUCCUCGUCCUCGUCGUCAUCAUCACGGCCGUCGUCGCCAGCGUCCUCACCACGCGCUACUAG
Nothoprocta perdicaria is the source of this 420-nucleotide messenger RNA. RefSeq names its product dispanin subfamily A member 2b-like. The record is from RefSeq and is a predicted model, not a curated record. Gene Ontology annotation, biological process: response to interferon-beta; host-mediated suppression of symbiont invasion; negative regulation of viral genome replication. The transcript has 2 exons. NCBI's taxonomy places the organism in Eukaryota, Metazoa, Chordata, Aves, Tinamiformes, Tinamidae. Gene Ontology annotation, cellular component: plasma membrane. Bases 1 to 420 code for a protein of 139 amino acids.